Messenger RNA from Helobdella robusta, 1716 nucleotides. RefSeq lists its product as hypothetical. Bases 1 to 1716 code for a protein of 571 amino acids. Lineage: Eukaryota; Metazoa; Annelida; Clitellata; Rhynchobdellida; Glossiphoniidae. The record is from RefSeq and is a predicted model, not a curated record. The transcript is spliced from 3 exons.
AUGCACAGAUGUAGCAGGAAUUGUCAGAUACUUAUGAGCUACUUUAGCUACUAUUGGGAAGCAGGAUGCAUUAUUGGUCCCACCACUUAUACACAGAUUGUUUUUUUACCAAUUGGAACAUGGCAGCAACUUUCAAGAAUAGAUAUAAUUUCAAUAACUGUUAAUGAUGAGGUCAUCCCAUUUUGUCAGACAGCAGCUAAUCUGGGCUUCAUGAUUGAUUUAGGCAACAACCACAAUAAAAACAACAAUACGAAAAAUAACGUGAAACGCAACCCAAACAACAACAACAACAAGAAUAACAACACCAAAACCGCACAACAUCAUCAUCAUCGAAUGGACAACAACAAAUUUCAACAAAUCAGAACAACUGCUAGACUCAUCUACAAAAAAACACAAAUCACCCAUCACAUAAACAACUGGAAAGAAGACAAAGUGAAGGUCCUCAAAACAACAAUUAACAACCUAAAGGACAACAUCAACCCACCCAACAAGAACGACACAUUCAACCAAGCAAUUACAGAAAUUCUCGACAACACAUAUAAAACCAUCAAAAACACGAUCAUCAACCAUCUCAACAACGAACUUUCCAACCACAACACCAUACACUACGAAAACAUCGACCUGAUAGAUGAUACAAAACCUAUCGAAGACCACAUCAGGUUCCUCCAGAGAAAUAAAAACUUUCAUAACCACAAAGAAAACGUAGAUGACAUCGUAAAAAACGAAAUUAAAAGAAUCAAAGCCAUCAUAUCCAACAACAAUAGCAACAACAAUACAAAAUACAACACAAAUAAUAAAGACUCCAUCAUCACUAGCACGCCCAUUAAUAACCACGACGACAACUACGACGACAUCAGCAACACGAUCAACAACAACAUUGAGCACAAUAAUAAUAAUAACUGUAAUGAUAAUAAUAAUAAUAAUAACGAUAAUAAUAAUAAUGGUAAUAAUAAUAAGAAUAACAACAACAACAACAACGAUAAAAUUAAUAACAACAUCAACGAACACAGCAACAAACCAACUCUCACCAACUACAAUCACAAUAACAACCUAACCCUAGAUGCGGAUGGCAACCUACCUUGCACAUCCAACUCAAAACCCACAAACCACAACCAACCCAACAACAACCACAAGACAUUCUUAACUCCAACUAACCAAAUCUCACCAAAACCCAACAACAACAACAACCCGAACAAUGAAAACAUAAACACCAACACAAUCACCGACGACGACACCAAUACACAAACUUAUAACAUCACAUGCGACAAUGAAGAAGAUGUAGAAGAUAACGAACAAACCAUCUACAACACCUUCAUCAACGAAAUUCUCACCAACCAGAACGACCCAACCAAUGGCAACACCUAUAACGAUAACGACACCGCAGAAUCAGAUAACCACAACAACAACAAUACCAACAAUACCAACAAUAACAAUAGCACAACAGAAUCUGAUAAUAGCAUUACAAAUGAGGUGACAAACAACCAAGACGCCAACAACAACAACCAGAACAACAACUACGAGAACAUUCUCCAAACCGGAAACAAAAACAACAACAACAAAUUCAUAAUCGUUCGACCAUACAACAGACAACUUAACUCAUUCUACGAAGAUAUCAUCACCACUCUAAUCCUACAUGGAUGCAUCCAAAACCACAACGACAUCCUACAAGCAUACACAAUCAACAAACCACUACACCGCAUACUAUUUAGGCACUGA